Messenger RNA from Meloidogyne enterolobii, 456 nucleotides. NCBI's taxonomy places the organism in Eukaryota, Metazoa, Nematoda, Chromadorea, Rhabditida, Meloidogynidae. The record is from the annotation of a GenBank genome assembly.
AUGAAUUUAUUUAAAAUUAAAAUAUUCUCAAUUUUAAUAUUCCUUUGCUUUAAUUUAAUUUUGGGGCAAAUAAUAAAUAAAAAUGGGAAAGAUGACGAAAUUACUCAAAGAUUUCCUAAACAAAAUUUUAAUAUUAAUUUUAAACAUUAUUCGGGUUAUCUUCAAGUCUCAAAAACUAAAUUCCUCCAUUAUGUUUUCACAAAAUCACAAAAUAACCCGGACAAGGAUCCUUUGGUCUUAUGGUUAAAUGGCGGCCCUGGAUGUUCUUCACUUCUUGGUCUAUUUACCGAAUUAGGGCCUUAUUUACUUUCAGAGGAUGGUUCUAAGUUAAUUAGAAAUCCUUAUUCUUGGAACAACAAUGCUAAUGUUUUGUUUCUUGAAUCCCCUGCAGGGGUUGGAUAUUCUUAUUCAACUGAUGGAAAUCUUACUACAAAUGAUGAUGAAGUAUAUAAAUAA